Messenger RNA from Sebastes umbrosus (honeycomb rockfish), 2679 nucleotides. RefSeq names its product TATA box binding protein (TBP)-associated factor, RNA polymerase I, A (gene taf1a). Gene Ontology annotation, biological process: transcription by RNA polymerase I. The transcript is spliced from 11 exons. Gene Ontology annotation, cellular component: RNA polymerase I transcription regulator complex. Bases 573 to 1859 code for a protein of 428 amino acids. The record is from RefSeq and is a predicted model, not a curated record. NCBI's taxonomy places the organism in Eukaryota, Metazoa, Chordata, Actinopteri, Perciformes, Sebastidae.
AAAAGCAUAAUGACACUCAGAGAGGUAAAUAAGAUAUAACAUUAUAAAAAACAUAAUUAACUACAUUCUUAACUAAAUCUUGGCUAUUACAAAUAUCAAUGUGGAACAAAACUUUAGAACAAAACAUAUAAAUUCAGAAAUAAUUGUAGUCAAAAGCCCAAUUUCUAAAAAACAAGAAUCUUUGCUGACACAUCACUUCCCCUCAGGUUGUGAUGGCAAAAGAAGAACAGAAAGAAAACAAGCGAAGAAGAAGAGGCUCUUAGCCCCGCCCUUUCCGGUCACAGCAGCCAAUAAGGGUGCAGCUUUUCUCUCUACUUCCUAGCUGCUGUACUGAAAGCACUGAGAGCAGAGUUAACAACAUGUGGAAGUCAGUACAAGACACAGCAUAAUGUUAAUUGAACAACAACAACAGAGUCUCUAAGUCUGAAUGAGUAAUAUACUUGUACUAAUGUAGCAUCAGCACGUUGAUUACCUUCAUAAACAUCCGAGUAACGUUACUCUGCUCAGCAGGACGUCAUAUACUGAGCAUCAGAGCAAGUGAUAGAAGGCAGUUGUCUUACCCGAGUCUAAGUAUGGAUGACUGGCAAAGAGAACUGGGGCCUGAAGACUUCGAGGAUGAUAACGUUUCCUCAGAUGACAACUCUUCAAAAGGAGGGAAAAAAGCAAAGCUCCCUCUGGUUCAUCCCAUCAUGUACGCAGAGACACCAAGGGAAACUGGGUUUCACCGGAGUACCAGAGUCUGUCUGGAGCUGAUCAGAGAAGCUCUGCUGCAUCAGAGAUGGCAAGAGGCAGCAGAAUAUAUGGCAUGUUACCCACAAAUGUUAGAAGACCCAAACAGUGGCAAAGGUCAGGAUUAUAAGGAGCUUAUUUGGAGAAUCAGCACUGAGAUCCUUCACCAUCACCCCAACUCAAAGCUGGAGGACUACAACAACAUCUAUGAACGAAUGAAACACUCUGGAGUGAGACAUUACCUGAUGAUCUGUCUGGAACAUUCAUUCCACCUGAUGCUUAACGGUCACAUCCAGGAUGCGAAGCGUCAGCUGUCUGCCGCUGAGAGUUGGAGGUACGGGAAGGAGUCAGCAGCUCAGAAUCAGAAGACCAAACUGAUCCACGCCUACAAGAGUUUACUGGAUUAUAUCAUCUGGUGUGACAAAAAGUUCACACACUCCAACGACACUGAGUAUGCCGACUCUGCUGACAACCAAGAAAUGCACAACUACUUCAGACAGGCCUCUGUGAAUCUAAAGGAGAUUUUGAAAAAUCCUGGCGUCUGGGAUCCCUUCUUACUGAGUUACAUUGAGAUGCUGGAGUUCUACGAGGAUCACGAGGAGGCUUUGAAAGUCCUGAAUGAUUACGCAUAUGACAGCAGUUUCCCUCCCAAUCCCAACGCGCAUGUCUACCUGUACCAGUACUUAAAGAGGAACGAUGCUUCGGAGAGGAAACUGAUGAAAGUAUUAAAGGUCCUCCAUGUUUUAGUCCCAAGCCACGAGUUGAUGUUGGAGUACAGCUCUCUCCUGCUUCAGUCAGAGAAAAAAAGUGACAAGCAGAAAGCUUUAGGAGUCGUUCUGGAAAUGCUGGACUUCGCCUGCUGGAGGAGCAACCUGGACGCGUGGAGGCUUUUAAAGACAAAUAUUCAAAAACUACAGUUACAAGAAGACUGGAGGGAUGUUAUUUCUGAAAAAAUGGCGGAAAGAAAAGGCUGGUGGCCGGCGCUGCACUUCACCAGCUUCCACGCCAGUAAAGACUCUCAGGAGAACCCAGAGCUCAAGGAAGUGAAGGCAUCGCUGACAAAACUCCUCUGCCCGGACCUCACGCUCAAGUACACAGCUGGACCGGUGACCAGUGGAGAGAGAACAUGAGAGAAGAACUCAAAGAGAAAAUCAAUCAAUCACGAACUGAGCUGAGAAACAACUGAAAAACCUCGACAACGGCGUCCUGAUGAAGAGCGAGAGUCUUCAUACAUGCACAUUUUUUUAUAUGAAGAUUUCUUUUCUUUUGUGAUGAAAUAUUUUUUAACUCAAGGUUCACAUGACCUUCCAUAUUUUCUUCUUUCUUUUUGUGCCUUGAGAUUUUUUUCUUCUCCAUUAUAAAGGCCCAGGCUCCAUCGCCCACUACGUGGAGCUGUUGUUCUGUAUUUUCGCGCUGCGUAUCUGGAGGGUAUGACCAUCUAAUUUUGGAGUGCAGCUCUGAAUGUCAGUGUUCAUGUUGGUUUUGUGGUUUCUGUAAACAUUUUAAUGGAAGUCUCAUUCUGACCUCAGCUGACCUUUGACCUUUGACCUCUGUACGGAGGGGCUUUAAGGUCACCAGUGUGUGUACACCACACACAGCCUGAGGGAUCAAGUCAUGUCAGAAUAAUCAACAGAGCUUUCAGCAACAUAAUGUGCAUAUAUUUAUUAAUAAGUGGGACAGAUUAUUGAUAGGUGGUUGCUGCUAAUAGCGUCAGUAUGAUUCCUUUUCCCUUCAAGGGUGUAUUUUGCACACCCGCAGUAUAUGAAGCGCUGUCAGUCUUGAUUUUCACGAAGAGGCUUGUAUAUAUUUUGAUCUAUCUCUGUAAAAAAAAAGCCGAUUUUUGUAUGUUUUUCUAAUGACAGGAUCCCGGCCUUCAGACGCUGUGCUUUACUCUCCUUUAAAGACCCAACCAUGAAAUAAAGUCUUGCAUCCAGCAGCAGGCCAAUUUAA